UGCCCCCAGCGAGUUUUGGCUUGUAUUUUUUUUAUUGAUUUGUCUUAUUGUAGUAUCGAGUAUAUGCCAAAUUUCAGCUCCCAAAACUUUAGGUACAGUUUAGUAAUUAAAAAAAAAACGAAAUUUGAUCGUUCUUCGGUAUUUUUUUUUCUGGACAGCCGAUUUUGACGUGCGCCACGUAUAUUGUGCAUUUAGUAAGGACAAUUAUAUGAUAUUAUUUUUGUGUUAUAUUGCCAAACAAAAAAAGUAUCAUCACGCAAGCGGACACCUCCAGGUUUUCCACCAAAAUUAAUAGGCUACCAAAUGAAUAUAAAUACCAUUUUAUCUGUAGUAGAACAAGGUUUUUUUUAAAUCGAAUACAUCACAGUGGGCGUUCGUGAACUUUGCUCAGAUGCAGGACAACCCGCUAGGCGGGACGUCGCUACCCAAGAUAACGAUUAUAGAUAACUAUGGGUUUCUGGAGCAAGGCAUGGUGAACGUGCAUCCAAGCCUACUACCUCGGUGGCGCGGCGCAGCGCCCAUCAUACACACUUUACUACACGGAGACCAGGUCACUGGAGUCAGCCUCAUGAGGAUCAAACCUGACGUGUUUGAUGUCGGUGAAAUCAUCAGCCAGAGAACUGUACCUGUGCCCAAAGACAUUUUGCUGCCGGAACUGACUGAUCAGCUGUCAGACAUCGGUGCUGACAUGCUGGUGGAGUGUAUGAGGAGCUUACCGGAGAGCUUGGCCAAUGCUAGGCCGCAGAGUGAGGAAGGUGUUACUUAUGCUAAGAAGAUCAACAAAAGCAUCAGUGACGUCCGAUGGUCAGACAUGACUGCUACAGAAGUGUACAACUUAUACCGAGCCAUAUAUGGAUUAUAUCCGCUCACCACAACUUUUAGAAACAAACAGCUAAAACUAUUUGAUGCAUUCUUAGACGAAACUGUAAAUAACUCUGUCACCAAACCAGUGGGUUCCGUCGAAUAUUGCGAAAAGAAAAAUGCAAUAAAAAUACUCUGUAAAGAUAAAACAUACAUAUAUUUUAGAUCACUUAGAAUAGUAGGGAAAAAAGAAAUUACAGGGCUAGACUUUUAUAAUGGAUACAUUAAAAAUAUGCCUAUAGAGAAAAGAAAAUGUAUGGUGGUUCAAUAGAAUAAAUACUUGUAGAAAAUAUA
This is a messenger RNA of Leguminivora glycinivorella, 1155 nucleotides long. Its product is annotated as methionyl-tRNA formyltransferase, mitochondrial. The coding region runs from base 392 to 1132 and encodes 246 amino acids. NCBI's taxonomy places the organism in Eukaryota, Metazoa, Arthropoda, Insecta, Lepidoptera, Tortricidae. The transcript is spliced from 4 exons. The record is from RefSeq and is a predicted model, not a curated record. Gene Ontology annotation, molecular function: methionyl-tRNA formyltransferase activity. Gene Ontology annotation, biological process: biosynthetic process; conversion of methionyl-tRNA to N-formyl-methionyl-tRNA. Gene Ontology annotation, cellular component: mitochondrion.